UCCCUUCACCGCUAAAAGCCAAAAACUGUACUCUACUGUUACCAUUUCAAUUCAAGUCUUCUCGAGGAAGUUUGUUACAGAAAUCCACAAUCUCGAUUUCAUUUUUCUUCUCAAAUGCUUGAAACGAGUCACUCUUCGCGAGUCUUUCGCGGUGUUCAUUUCGCUCUCUUCGGCUUCGAUCAUCUCACAGAAAACAAGAUUCGAUUCAAGCUUGUUAAUGGCGGUGGAGUUGAUGCGGGGAAGAACACUGGAAAUUGCACGCAUGUUAUUGUUGAUAAAAUUGCUUAUGACGAUCCGGUGUGUGUUGCUGCGAGAGAGGAUGGAAAGACGUUGGUGACUGCAUUGUGGGUUGAACAUAGUGCUGAUAUUGGAAUGCCUGUUGAUGCUACCUCGGUUAUGUACAGACCGCUUAAAAAAUUGGAUGGAAUUCCGGGUGCAAAAGAUUUGGUUGUCUGCUUGACUGGCUAUCUACGCCAGGAUCGGGAUGACAUUAUGACAAUGGUUGGCCUGAUGGGUGCACAGUUUUCUAAACCAUUGGUGGCAAACAAGGUUACUCAUCUUAUAUGCUACAAAUUUGAAGGGGAGAAGUACGAGCUUGCCAAGAGAUUGGCCACAAUAAAGCUAGUUAAUCAUCGUUGGCUGGAAGAUUGCUUGAAGGAUUGGGUGCUUCUUCCUGAAGACAAAUAUAACAAGAGUGGUUUUGAACUGGAGAUGAUGGCGGAAGAGGCUAAGGAUUCUGAGGAUGAGGCUGAAGAUUCCAAGCUGGGGCAAUCAGGGGGAAGGACUAUUAGCAAAAGUCCCCUUGGUUCAAAAUUUGGCACAACUGCGACUCAUGGAUUGUCAAAACCUUUAAGAGAGGAGGCAUCAAAUGCCAUCCCAAAUUCUACUGGUCCACAGGUUUUUCCAAAUGCCAAUAAGGGUAAAGACUCUUCGAUUACUACAGGAAAUAAGAACAAUUCUGGUCAAGAUGUAGACUUGAAUAAUAUUGGCGACCUGAAGGUAAGCUGUCAGGUUCCUGAUGUUUCUUUGCAUUCUACAUCAUGUCAGCUACCUGAAUCAUAUGUUAGGACCAUUGAGUCUAAGAAUGCUGAUUUUCCAAAGGCACCUGGCUUCCAGGGUCAAGAUCAAGAUAUUACUGGAAAUAUAAAUUCAUCUGGUCUGCGGCCUAAUCUGCAUGGUGACAAUUUGGAGACCAAGAUAAGUUACACAAGAUCAACUUCUACAAGUGCUGAUGGACUUGCCCAUUCAGAUGAAAAGCUUGGUGCUACGAGUUAUUCUAGAAAGAACCAAAAAGAGUUUACCUUUUCCAGGGUAGUAGAUCAAUAUGAAGGCAGAGAAGGCAACAGUCUUGAAACCCCUUCCACCAAGGUAGAAAAGACAAGUGAGGGAAUCAAAUCUGCAUGUGUUGAAGGUUCUGGGAAUGAAACCGGUGUUAUUCAAGAGGUUUAUCGAAAUAAUUCAUUGCCUCAAAAGAGGACAAAUGAAGCUGCUUCUUCUACCAAAUUAAAAUCAAGAAAGAUCACUAGUAAUGCAAAAUUGUCUAUUGAAAAAACACCACUAACAAAUGGUAAAUCUCAAGGAUUGAAAGUGCCAUCUGUGGUUGAUGAGCCACCUGUGUCUGAUGGCUUUCUUUCUGUUGACAAAGAUGGUAUAAAUAACUUGAAUACCUGCUUGAUUUCUAAAUCUGCAGCUUCUGCCUCCAACUCAGUGGCAUUUGAUAAGCCUAUCUCAGGAAACGCAGAAUCUGCUCAACUUGAUAAUGCUUAUCAGAAUUCAGCACAAAAGACUGUUCAGAGCUUAAAUAAGUCUAAAAUUGGUGGUGAGCCCGAUGUAACAGGUUUUGGAAAGGGGCACGGUGAUAACGAAGAAGAGCAACUUAAUGUCACAACACAUCUUGAGUGUUCAUCACCUGGAAAAAAUUCAAAGAAUGAAGGAUUUCCAGGUCUUGAUAAUUUGGAUUUAAGCAACGAAGAAAGCAAUAAGCUGAUCAGAAAGUCACCCCGCAAGAAGUCAGCUGCCAAGAGAACUUUGGGUUCUAGACCCAGAAAAGGUGUUACUGCUAAACUGAAAAGUUCAGUUUGCUUGAAUAAAACUACACAGCAAGACGAAGGUGUAAGUUCUUCCGGCAGAAGCAAAGAAAUAGCAACUUCUGGUGCUAAGGAGCGUCAGGCAUCACCCCAAAUCCUUGAUGUUAACAAAUUGAUGGAGCAAAAACCGGUUAAUGGAUAUGCAGAAGGUGCUGGUGGCAGAACUGAUUUUUUGGAUGACGAAACAGAGGCUCCUGAUGACAAAUGUGAAUCUGAGUUGGGAAUGGCUCCUAAUGAGGAAUUGGUUCACCUUUCAAAAAAAGUAGACACCUCAACGGAAGAGAAGUUAGAAGCAGUUAACCAUGAUAAAAAAUGUGAAGAACCAUUGCCUCCUAAAAAAGUCACAAAUGAAACUAAAAAACAGAACCUACCUUCAGAGUUAGACUCAACCUCAAAGUUAAAAGUAAAGCAUCAAGCGAUAAAACGUCCUGCAAGUAAAACCAAGAAGACCACAGUUGCAAAGAGAUUAGCAAAAUCGGAAAAGGCAGUAUUUGGGGAGAAGAUUCCGAAUGAGACAAGGGAUGAGGCAGAGAUAAAAAUCCUGAAAGAAAUGUCAUUGUCUGUGCCUUCUGAUAUAAGUGAGAACUCAAAUGCACCAAAAAAUAAGCCAGAGAAUUUUAUUGAAGAGGAAAAGGAGAAUAGACCAAAUGAUGGAGAGCACGGUUUAGAGGAGAGAAGAAAUGUUCGAACAACUAAAUCUAGUGUUAAGCCAGCAAAUAUCAAGUCUAAGGAAAUGAAACAUGCUCCAUCUACAUCAGAGUUUAAUGCAAGAGUAAAACCUGAAACCACAUGUUUUAUUUUAAGUGGGCAUCGCCUACAGAGAAAGGAGUUUCAACAGGUAAUCAAGCGUUUGAAAGGAAGAGUUUGCCGUGAUUCUCAUCAGUGGUCAUAUCAGGCAACACACUUCAUAGCCCCAGAUCCUUUAAGGAGGACUGAGAAAUUUUUUGCCGCUACUGCAUCAGGAAGGUGGAUUCUGAAAACUGAUUUCUUAAGUGCCAGUAGCCAGGCAGGGAAAUUAUUGCCAGAGGAGCCUUAUGAGUGGCACAAAAAUGGUCUCAGUGAGGAUGGUGCCAUCAAUAUGGAGGCUCCAAGAAAGUGGCGGCUGUUGAAAGAAAGAACAGGUCACGGUGCCUUCUAUGGGAUGCGCAUUGUUGUAUAUGGUGACUGUUUUGCUCCACCUUUGGAUACUCUUAAGCGUGCAGUCAAAGCUGGAGAUGGAACAAUAUUAGCAACAUCUCCUCCUUAUACUCGCUUCCUUGAUACUGGGGUCGACUAUGCCAUAGUUAGCCCUGGCAUGCCACGCGUUGAUCUGUGGGUCCAAGAGUUCUUAAAACAUGAGAUACCUUGCGUUGUAGCGGACUACUUGGUUGAGUAUGUCUGCAAGCCCGGGUUCUCCCUUGAGAGACAUGUACUGUACGGCACUAAUGCUUUGGCAGAUAGGUCAUUUGCAAAACUUCAAAGUAAGGCAGAAGAAAUUAUUGAGGAAGUUAUUCCUCAUGAGGAGUGUGAUAAUGACGAUGAUGAUGUAGCUUGCCAAGUAUGUGGAUCCCGGGAAAGAGGAGAUGUCAUGCUGAUUUGUGGUGAUGAAAGUGGUUCUGUUGGCUGUGGAGUGGGUACUCAUAUCGACUGCUGUGAUCCUCCGCUGGCCGCUGUUCCCGAGGAGGAUUGGUUUUGCCCUAAAUGCAGUAGCACCCAAACAUGCUCAAAAAAAGCCAAUAAAAGGAAAAAGGGUGCACUGUCUUCAUCCAAGGCAAAGUCUUUUGCCAAAUAUCAAAGUAAGGCAGAAGAGAUUGUCGAGGAGGUCAUUCCUCAUGUGGGUUGCAAUGAAGAUGAUGUAGCUUGCCAAGUAUGUGAAUUGCGGGAAAGAGGAGAUGUGAUGCUGAUUUGUGGUGAUGAAACUGGUUCCGUUGGCUGUGGAGUGGCUACCCAUUUCGAUUGCUGUGAUCCUCCGCUGACGGCUAUUCCCGAAGAGGAUUGGUUAUGCCCAAAAUGCAUUAGAACCCAAAAAUGCUCAAAAAAAGUCAAUAAAAGGAAAAAGGGUGCAUUGUCUUCAUCAAAGGCCAAGUGAAUCUGUCCCUUUUGAGUCUGUCAACGUGUAUCUGAUUUUUAUGUAUCGCUAGCCCCUGGUCAUUGUUUGUUUUACUCAUGCUGAUCUUAGAUAGCUGUCACAAUAAUUAUGUAAAAAUCUUUAGACGAACAAACUAAUGUUGAUGUGCAUGUUUGGCCAACACUUGAUGGAUUCAGCGAUGAAUAGCAUAUUAAUUUGUGAAACUCUGAAAAAUAGGAUCUACCAUCCAUUUCAUGAAAAUGUACACAGUAAAGUUUACUGUACACAUUUGAUGAACAUCGGUGAACACUAGUUUUUAUAAUGCUAACAAUUAUAUAAGUUUAUGGUGCCCACAA
This is a messenger RNA of Medicago truncatula (barrel medic), 4490 nucleotides long. Its product is annotated as BRCT domain-containing protein At4g02110. The transcript has 11 exons. NCBI's taxonomy places the organism in Eukaryota, Viridiplantae, Streptophyta, Magnoliopsida, Fabales, Fabaceae. Bases 115 to 4155 code for a protein of 1346 amino acids. The record is from RefSeq and is a predicted model, not a curated record.